Panicum virgatum (switchgrass) is the source of this 1394-nucleotide messenger RNA. RefSeq names its product lipid phosphate phosphatase 2-like. Gene Ontology annotation, biological process: phospholipid metabolic process. The transcript is spliced from 7 exons. The record is from RefSeq and is a predicted model, not a curated record. The coding region runs from base 197 to 1156 and encodes 319 amino acids. NCBI's taxonomy places the organism in Eukaryota, Viridiplantae, Streptophyta, Magnoliopsida, Poales, Poaceae. Gene Ontology annotation, molecular function: phosphatidate phosphatase activity.
CUUCUCACCGGCUUCCUUCCGAUAACGAAGGGAAGGCAGCGCAAAAUGCACGCAGGCGAAAAGAUUCCGAGAGAAACGCAACGGAACAAGAAGGUCUCCUCUCGAUCAGGAUCAGGUGCCACCGCGCAGGGUAGGAGCAGCUCGCCGCCUCGCCGAGGCCGUCGAGUCUAGGCGAGCAGGAGAGGGAGGAGAAGGGAUGCAGCCGCCGGCGACCGCUGGCCCGGGAGCCGCGGCGGCGCACCCGUGCCUGAGGACUCACGGGAAGGAGGUCGCCUGGCUGCACCUGGUCGACUGGAUCGUGCUCCUCCUCCUCGUCGCCAUGUACGGCGUGCUCGGCCUGGUCCAGCCCUUCCACCGGUUCGUCGCCGGAGACAUGAUGGCGGCCCUCCGGUACCCCAUGAAGGACAACACCGUGCCCGGCUGGGCCGUGCCGGUUAUUGCCAUCGUUGUGCCGAUGGUUUUCAUCAUCGGAGUAUACGUGAAGAGGAGGAACGUCUACGAUCUGCAUCACGCCAUUCUUGGCCUUCUGUUCUCGGUUCUUAUAACAGCCGUCCUGACAGUCGUGGUCAAGGACGCUGUAGGUCGGCCGCGCCCGGACUUCUUUUGGCGCUGCUUUCCUGACGGAGUGCCGAUGUACAACAACAUCACCGGAGAUGUCAUGUGCCACGGAGACCCGAAAGUAAUCAAAGAGGGGUACAAGAGCUUCCCCAGUGGGCACGCUUCAGGUUGUUUUGCGGGGCUUGGAUUCCUGUCAUGGUAUCUGGCCGGCAAAAUCAAGGCUUUCGAUCGAAGAGGCCAUGUCGCCAAGCUCUGCAUCGUCCUUCUGCCUCUGCUUCUUGCGUCAAUGGUCGCCGUGUCGCGAGUGAGCGACUACUGGCACCACUGGCAGGAUGUCUUCGCUGGUGGACUCCUUGGAUUGGUGGUUGCUUCAUUUUGCUUCCUUCAGUUCUUUCCACUGCCAUACGGUGAACAUGGAUUUUGGCCUCAUGCAUACCUUGAACACCUUCGUCGGCCUGCGUGUGAAAGCCGAGUGCUGUCAACAACAAACUCGAAUAUGCACCAUCAGUCACAGUCACUUCAUCUUUCUGGAACGAGCGAGCUGAGAACCAGCAGCCAAGCGCUGGGUUCCAUGGAAGAAGGAAGCAGGGACCAGUGACUGAAGAGUGCAAGCAGGGGCGGAGCCAAGAAUUUUGUUUUCCUUUUGUGUGUGUGUGUGUGUGGGGGGGGGGGGGGGGAGGGCAGUAAACAUGGUCAAUAUAUAGUUAUAAUUAGGUGGUCAACAAAUUUGUGAAUUGAAUAUAUAUUUCACCGUAUUCGCUAACUUCUAGCUGCCCUGCUCUCGGUAAUAUAGAAAAUCAUAAUAUGAUUCCGCAAAGGCAAAUAUUAAAAAAUAA